AUGCCUAACAUUUCCAUGGUCAUAGAGGAUACAAUGGAAAUUCGAACAGCCCCAGCUGUUACCUUGUCAUCAUCGUCUGUGUCGUCGUCGAUCUCGUCGACGAUCUCGUCGACGUCGUCUUCGACAACAUCGGUCCAGAAUGGUGGGAUUAUUAGAAUAAGGAAUAAGAAACUAAUUAAUGGCAUAUCACGUUCAUCUUCACAAAACAAAGCUAAUUGUAUCUCUCCUUUGAAUGUGCUAAAAAGUCCUCGAUCAGUAAGGACUAAGCCAAGCAGACUAAGGCUGGGCGUCGGGGAUACCAAGAAUCUGAUGUAUAGCAACAAUAACCAGCACAUACGGUCUCAGCAACCAAACCAUCUACAAUUGGGUAUCAUGAAUAGCAAUAAUCAUGCUGAUUUCUAUAUUCAAGGAAAUAACAAUAAAGGGAAAAAAAAGUCAAACACAGGGUAUAACGAUAACCAUUUUCUACGAGACUGUGAACCAGAUUCCAGAAAUCAAGCGUAUGUGAAUUGUGAUAUCAACAAUAACACUGCUACCGACAGGUAUUCAGAAAGAAUGAAAAGUAAAAACAAGAACAAGACUGUACAGAUAGCUCAACUCGAGGAGGACGAAAUUACAGACAAAGAUCUUGCAAGUUUUAGAUUCUAUGGAAUAUUAUUACUUUGCGGUACAACUCUCUAUUUUGUCAUUGGCAUGGGGUCAUUAUUCAAUAUUUGGAGUCCUUUAUAUCAACGUACUUCAGGUCGCAAGGGUCAGCUGGGUGGCCCAAUGAAUAGAACGAUGGAUUAUGGAUUUCCAGUAGAUAACUAUUACACUUAUGUGAUUUUGUUGUGCCCUGCAAUAUUCUGGGUAUGGUGUAUUGUUUCUUGGGUAGGAAUGAAGUUAUUUCGUCAUGCAAAGGGUAUUGCAAAUACUUAG
This is a messenger RNA of Saccharomycopsis crataegensis, 918 nucleotides long. It is a transcript of the gene ERI1, whose product is annotated as Eri1p. The transcript has a single exon. Lineage: Eukaryota; Fungi; Ascomycota; Saccharomycetes; Ascoideales; Saccharomycopsidaceae. The coding region runs from base 1 to 918 and encodes 305 amino acids. The record is from RefSeq and is a predicted model, not a curated record.